UAACAGGCUGUGUGGGAUGCCCAACAGCCGUUUCACUUCUUAAUUCGGUAUUGCAAAAUCAGAGGUGAAAUUGUAAUUCAAAAGAUCAGAGGUCAAAUUGCAAUUGUGCCAAAUUAUUCAAACAUAAUUAAUAGACGAUGGAAGAAGAAAAUGGUUUGUGUGACUGACUACCCAGAUGACCUUCACGUUGAGCUCCUAAUGUUUCUGCAGAGAUCCCUCUGGAAAGACAGCGUCGCUGGUUUAAGGAGUCCUUUGAUCACCUGCUGGCAAUCGCUCAGUCCCAGGAGUCCUCAGAUGCCGGAGUGUUGCUGAGUUCAGGGUGGCAAAUCUUCAAGGAUGUCCCUGCGGAUAAAAAUCCUUUCUGGUCUGAAUAUGUGCUGGGGUUCCGAACCAUGUCGGGGCGAGAACUGAAACAGUUUCCCAAUCACAAGUUUGGUCAAGCCUUUACCACCAUCAAAUGUGAAUGUUCCACCUACCUGCCAUGGCUGGAGAACAGGUUUAUAAAAGCUGGGGGUCGGAUAAUACGAAAGAGAGUGAGCAGCCUUGAGGAGCUAGGUCCAAGCUAUGAUCUGAUCGUCAACUGCUGUGGUCUGGGCUCCAGGUCCUUGGUGGGUGAUGAGGAGGUGUACCCGGUCCGAGGCCAGGUGCUGAAGCUUCAGGCCCCCUGGCUGCAGCACUUCAUCAGGGAGGGGGACGGCCUCACCUACAUCUUCCCCGGCACGCACAGCGUCACCGUGGGGGGCACCCGGCAGGUGGGUGACUGGAGGCUGGAGGUGGACCAGGGGGACAGCGAGGGCAUUCUGGAGCGCUGCAGCCGGCUGGAGCCCUCUCUGAGCCGGGCACAGGUCCUGGGGGAGUGGGUGGGUCUGAGGCCUGGCCGGAGGAACCCCAGGCUGGCAAGGGAGCUUGUGCUGCUCGGGGGCCGGCAGGUGCCGGUGGUGCACAACUACGGGCACGGGGGCUGGGGGGUCGCCCUGAGCUGGGGGACUGCCCUGGACGCUCUGGGGCUGAUCAGGAGCUGGCUGUACGAGAACCCACCUAAGGCCAGACUGUGAGGGAACACUGUGUUGGGAGUGGGCACUUACACUGAUAUGGACUGCAAUUAUAUAGUGCGUUUUCUACCUUGGCGGCUCUCAAAGCGCUUCACAUUUUGCCUCUCAUUCACCCAUUCAUACUGACACAUACCAUACACACAGACGGCGGCGGAGCUGAUAUCUGCUGAUUACGUUAGUCAGAAAAAAAUCUUUGCACUUAAAUAUCAAAAUGAUAAUGUGUUUAUUAACAAAAGUGGAAAUGACAUUCAAUUAAGCUUGUUUGGCAAAUCAUGGAGAAUGCCUUUAGAUGUUUAAACCUCCAAUUAAGCUGUGCUAGGAAAUGUUUGUAAAACACUGGUUGUUUAAUACAUCAGAUAUUACAGGGGCUGUUUCAGUGCAGUUGUGAGUCAUGAGUUCUGGUAGCUUUUGAAAAUGUGUAAAUAAUGUUUUGCUUUUUUUGAUUGUUUUGCCUUGGCUCUCAAAUAAAUGCUGAAUAUUUGUAUUUUUCUGAAAUUAAUCUUGAACAAAUUGCAUUACCCACACAAAAAGCUUUAAUACACAUCUGUAACUCAACAAUAGUGAUUGUAAAUAUUGUUAUAUUAAAUAGGCAAAAUGACAA
Molecule: messenger RNA, 1653 nt
Organism: Osmerus eperlanus (European smelt)
Lineage: Eukaryota; Metazoa; Chordata; Actinopteri; Osmeriformes; Osmeridae
Gene: ddo
Product: D-aspartate oxidase
Biological process (GO): D-amino acid catabolic process; L-aspartate catabolic process
Cellular component (GO): cytoplasm
Molecular function (GO): D-aspartate oxidase activity; FAD binding
Source: RefSeq, a predicted model, not a curated record